CUCCAAAAUCGACAGAAAAUGGUUUAUCGUAAAAAUCCGUGACCUGUAGCCUUCAAAAUCCAAAGAAAAUGGCCUUUCAUCGCCCAAAAAAUUACGAAAAUGCUAUCAAAACAUAAAUUGGCCCAAACCGGUGCUUAAUGCAUUUAUCAUCCGUGGAGAAUAGCAUUAAUAGUCUUCAUUAUUGAUUGAGAGUUGCCUCGGCCUGAUUCCGUGAUCGGUAGCCUCCAAAAUAGAAAGAAAAUGGCAUUUCGAAAAAAUCGUCUGAAAUCUAUAAUGGCACCCCUUUGAAAUCUGCCAAAAAUUGACCCGGAAUAAAUCCGACCAAAUUGGUGCUUAAUGGACUUAAUCAUCGUUGAAAUUUAGCCUCAGGCCGAAUCCGUGACAUGUAGUCUUCAAAAUCCAAAGAAAAUGGUCUUUCGUCACCCAAAAAAUUACGAAAAUGUCAUCCGAAAAUAAAUUGGCCUAAACCAGUGCUUAAUGCACUUAACAUCCGUGGAUAAUAAGAUCAAUGGAUUUAACUAUCGGUGGAGAAUAGCCUCACCUGAUUCUGUGAUCUGUAGCCUCCAGCAUCGAAAGAAAAUGACAUUUAGGAAAAAUCACCCGAAAUCUGUAAUUGUACCCCUUUUGAAUCUUCCAAAAAUUGACCCGGAAUAAAUCCGCCCAACUCAGUGCUUAAUGGACUUAAUCAUCGUUGAAGAAUAGCCUUAGGCUGAAUUCGUUACCUAUAGCCCUCAAAAUCCAAAUAAAAUGGUAUUUCGUCGACCAAAAAAUCACGAAAAUGUCAUCCGAAAAUAAAUUGGCCCACAAUAAUGCUUAAUGCACUUAUCAUCUGUGGAGAAUAUGAUCAAUAGACUUCAUUAUCGAUGGAGAAUAGCCUCGGCCUGAUUUCGUGAUCUGUAGCCUCCAGAAUUGAAAGAAAAUGGCAUUUCGAAAAAAUUGCCUGAAAUUUGUGAUGGUAGCCCUUUGGAAUCUGUCAAAAAUUGACCCGGAAUAAAUCUGCCCAAAUUGGUGCUGAAUGGACUUCAUCAUCUUUGAAAAAUAGCUUCAGGCUGAAUCCGUGACAUGUAGCCUUCAAAAUCCAAAGAAAAUGGUCUUUUGUCCCCCAAAAAAUUUCGAAAAUGUCAUCCGAAAAUAAAUUGGCCCAAACUGGUGCUUAAUGCACUUAUCAUUAGGGGUGGUAAUCGGUUUACCGGUUAUACCGUUAACCGACGGUAUCGGUAUGCGGCAGUCAAAACCCACCUAUCGGUGUACCGACUCCCAUCCGGUAAAUAACCGGCGGCAAAUCGGUAUACCGAAUAUACCGAUUCCCUACCCCUGCAUGCGAGCCAUUCUCUUCUCUCCGACCUUAUCGCCUUCAUCGAUCUAGAGAAGAAAGGUUUCUGGACGUCGCCUCUCUCCCGCAAGUCCACAUUCAUCUCCCGCAAGCCAUUACUCUGCCUCUCCAAAUCUGCAAAAUCCAGAGAGCAACCCAAAUCCCCAAUCAAUUCGUGAUGAGUAAACUGUAAAUCAACCAUCAAAUUCAAACCCCCUUCAAGCACAUAGAAGAAGUCGGACCUACGACGAUGCGGGGCGAAUGGAUCUGAGCAAAGAUGAACUCGCCGGGAAAGGAAAUGGCAGAGGUUCGUCUCCUACCAUCGUUGCCGCUAUCUAGGCAAAGAUAAAAUCGUCGUCGCCGGGAAAGAGAUUUGGGCACAUAGCAGAAGUCGGACCUACCAUCGCCGCCGCUAGCUAUCUCACUCGUCAUCGACCAGUUCCUCCCAACGUCGCCGUCGCGACUUUCUCACCAGAAUCCAGAUAAUGUCGAGUCAUCUUCCUCUUCAGCCGACUUUCUCACCAGAAUCCGGAUUUGGUGGUUUGCAAUUGCUCCGCCGCGAUGCAGAGGGCGAGACAGUAGCUGAUCAAGCAACGACAGCUGGGAGUCGAUUUGCCUCGAUCCGGGAGAAGAGGAAGAUCGAUUCAACACCGGCGACUAGGGAAGAGGAAGAUCGAUUCGUCGCCGGCAUGUUCUCGUCGAGCCGCCAGAAACCACAUCAUUCUCUGAAAUCUGAAUCGGCGGUGGGGUUUUGACAAUCCGCCGACGGCAGCGACUCUCUCUGGUCGUCUCUCUGAUAGUCAGAUCUGAGUGGCGGCGGAACGAAUUGAGGCAUGCAGAUGCAGGGGGUGGGUUGAAGGAAGAAGGUGAAGAAGUGGGGAGAUGGGCUUUGGCGGUGGAUAGGAGGGAGGAUGAUAUGAGAUACUGUUGGCUGUUGAUGAAGAGGGGAAGAAGAAGGUGAAGAAGCAUAUGGUGGUGGUCGGCUUUGAGGGAGAAGAGAAGACGAAGUGAAGAUUCUCCGCACUCAGCAGUGCCUCUCGGUUUCUUGGUAUUAACCGAUGGUAACCGGUAACCGGCUAUCCGGUUAUCCGGUUAACCAGUUAGAAUUCGGUACCGGUAGUCGAUCCCCAUUUUGAUGUUGUCGGUAUACCAUAACCGGUUCAGUCGGUAACCGAUUAACCGUUACCGAACCGGUUACCAGCCCUACUUAUCAUCCAUGGAGAAUAGGAUCAAUAGACUUCAUUAUCGGUGGAGAAUAGUCUCGGCCUGAUUUCUUGAUAUGUAGCCUCCAGAAUCGAAAGAAAAUGGCAAUUUGAAAAAAUCGUCCGAAAUUUGUGAUGGGUACCUCCUUUGAAAUCUGCCAAAAAUUGUCACGAAAUAAAUCCGCCUAAAUCGGUGCUUAAUGGACUUAAUCAUCGUUGAAAAAUAGCCUCAUGCUGAAUCUGUGGCCUGUAGCCUUCAAAAUCCAAAGAAAAUGGUCGUUCGUCGCCCAAAAAAUUACGAAAAUGUCAUCCGAAAAUAAAUUGGCCUAAACCGGUGCUUAAUCCACUUAUCAUCCAUGGAGAAUAGGAUUAACAGACUUCAUUAUCUAUUGUGAAUAUCCUCGGCCCGAUUCCGUGAUCUGUAGCCUCCAGAAUCGAAAGAAAAUGGCAUUUCGGUAAAAUCGCCCGAAAUCUGUGAUGGUACUCCUUUGAAAUCUGCCUAAUAUUGACCCGGAAUAAAUCCGCCCAAAUUGGUGCUUAAUGUACUUAAUCAUCGUUGAAGGAGGGCUUUAGGAAAAUUUGGGCCGCUCGGCCCUUUUGGUCGAGUUCCCUCUACAUAUAUAUUUUUUAUAAUAAUAAUAAUUUAUUAUUAUUAUUAUUAUUCCUAGUCUCCAGUUGUAACCCUUCGUACGUAACCGUCAAACCCACUACUCAUUUGUUAUGGUUGAACCUAGAUCAAAACAUCGGGGUGUUACAAUGGACUUAAUCGUGGGUGAACAAUGGCCUUUCAAAAAAGAAACGAUAAAAAGUUUACGAAAAUGUCAUCCGAAAAUAUAUCCGCCCAAAUUGGUGAUUAAUGGACUUUAUCAUCGGUGGAGAAAAGGAUUAAUAGAGUUCAUCAUCAGUGGAGAAUAUCCUCGAGCCGAAUUCGUGAUCUGUAGCCUUCAAAAGCGAAAGAAAAUGUCAUUUCGGAAAAAUUGCCCGAAAUCUGUGAUAGUACCCCUUUGGAAUCUGCCAAAAAUUGACCUGUAAGAAAUCCGCCCAAAUCAGUCCUUAGUGGACUUAAUCAUCGGUGAAGAAUAGCCUCAGAACGAAUUCGUAAUAUGUAGCUUUCAAAAUCCAAAGAGAACGGAAUUUGAGAAAAAUCUUCCAAAAAUUUAAGAAAAUGUUCAUCCGUAAAUAAAUAUGCCUUCGAUGAAUUGUCGAACGAAAUAAAUAAAUAAACUCUUCCAAAUCGGCGCUUAAUGGACUUAAUCAUCAUUGGAGAGUAGGAUCAAUAGACUUCAUCACAUUUAAACAAUAGUCCCGGGCUGAAUCCGGGAUUCGUAGCCUUAAAAAUAAAAAUAAAAAUAAAUGACAUAUGGGUACUUUAUUUUAUUGCUCAAGUCCUCUGCCUGGAUCAUAUGCUUCCUCUACACUGCUGCAGUGCUGAGGUGAUUCUAAUCAACUCUUACAAUAUAUUGUUGAAUGUUGA
This is a messenger RNA of Linum trigynum, 3988 nucleotides long. The record is from the annotation of a GenBank genome assembly. NCBI's taxonomy places the organism in Eukaryota, Viridiplantae, Streptophyta, Magnoliopsida, Malpighiales, Linaceae.